AUGUCGAGCCGCAACCAGGUACAUCUUUUGGGGGACCACGAAAACCUAAACCUAAUAAAUGUCUGCCGAGACUUAAAAAAAUCAGCGAAAGGACCUGCUAAAUUAAAAGGCAAACAUGUUGUUAAAUCGAAGAAAAAGAAAAUAUAUGUAGGUUCAGACGAUGACAGUACAAGUGCGUCGUCAAAUAUAUCAUUCCAAGAAAGUGACUGCAGUACUAACUGGUGCGAUUUAAAUGACGAAGAGGUACAGGGAGAAAAUGAGAAAGAAAAUAAUAGCAGCAUAGUGAACAGUUUGAAAGAAAAUCAGGAAGACAGUAACAAAUCAUUAAAUGUUGAGGAAGGGAGUAACGUUCUUGUUAAAUAUGAUGGAAACGUUUAUCCUGGAAAAAUAUUAAGAAAGUUACCUGAAUCGGCUCUUGUGUCUGCCAUGCAAAAAGCUGGGCAUAACAUAUGGAAAUGGCCCUCCAAGCCUGAUAUAAUUUGGUGCAACAACUCAGAGAUAAUACAGGCAAUAAACGAACCAGUCCUGAUAUCAAAAAGAGGUUUGUACAGAAUUACCGAAUUGGUAGAGUUAGAAUAG
Messenger RNA from Arctia plantaginis, 579 nucleotides. Lineage: Eukaryota; Metazoa; Arthropoda; Insecta; Lepidoptera; Erebidae. The record is from the annotation of a GenBank genome assembly.